This is a messenger RNA of Gossypium raimondii (Peruvian cotton), 981 nucleotides long. RefSeq lists its product as uncharacterized. Lineage: Eukaryota; Viridiplantae; Streptophyta; Magnoliopsida; Malvales; Malvaceae. The record is from RefSeq and is a predicted model, not a curated record. The transcript has a single exon. Gene Ontology annotation, molecular function: catalytic activity. The coding region runs from base 1 to 981 and encodes 326 amino acids.
AUGAAAAUUUUAAGUUGGAAUGUUCGUGGAUUGGGGAGUCCACGAGCUAGGCGGAGACUGCGUUACUCUUUAAAGCAGCAUAAUCCCCAAAUGGUCUUCUUGAUGGAGACAAAAGUUGAUAAACAAAGGAUGGAGAGAGUGAGACGUAAUUGCGGUUUUUUAAAUGGAAUUGAUAUUGAAGCAGAUGGUUCAAAAGGAGGCUUAUGCUUAGCAUGGAAAGGAGAAUUGUGUGUUGACUUGCGAAGUUUCUCGAGAAAUCAUAUUGAUGUUUUGAUUACAGAGGAGAAUGUUAAGGAACAGUGGAGAUUCACAGGGUUCUACGAAUCUCCUUAUGUCAAAAAUAAAAGUGAGUCGUGGAAUCUAUUGAAGAAAUUGGGGCAAGACAAAGGUUUCCCAUGGUUGGUUGGGGGUGAUUUUAACGAGAUAAUGUAUUCCUUUGAGGAAGUUGGGGGUUUACAAAGAGAGGAGAGUAGAAUGCAGGCCUUUCGAGAAACACUUGAAGAAUGUCAAAUAGAGGACUUGGGAUACUCGGGAGUGUGGUUUACUUGGGAAAGGGGUAAUUUGCCGGAAACAAAUAUUAGAGAAAGACUUGACAGGGGAGUGAUUAAUGACAAAUGGAGGUCUCUUUUCCCGGCAGGAAGUGUUAAACAUUUAACCCAUACAAUUUCUGACCAUUGCCCAAUUCUUCUUAACACGGGUGGGGAUAUACUCUUCAGGAGAACUACAAAAUUCAAAUUCGAGGCAUGGUGGCUGAUGGAGGAGACGUGCGAGAAAACAAUUAGAGAAUCUUGGGAGUCAGGAACUGGUACAGUAGUGGAGAGACUUGAAAGAUUACGGUUAGAUUUAACAACAUGGGCGAGGAUGAUUAAAAGUGGGCGAGAGGGGCUUAAGGCAAGACUCAUGAAACAUCUUGAUACGUUAAUGGCAAAAGAGAGGACUGACGACAUGUUGGGGGAAAUUAUUGAUCUGAUUACUGAUUAA